CGCGCCCAGCUCCGAACAAAAUUCAACAUGGCGGCACUACACGGAGGAGAAAAGAACGAAUUGUCAUGUAGACCAGCUGAUGAAAUGGAUGAAAGCCAUCCGGACUGGACUCCCUCAUUACAUCUCGGACACACGGAGGUGGAAGCUGCAGAUAACAAGAGACUACAGGUGACAUUGUACGAGCAGGAAGUUUCUCCAAGAGAGAGGGACGAACGACAACAACUGGACGCUGUUGGCAAGACUCAAGUUGUGCCACACAUUGAAGACAUCCAGCCGCUGAUUGAUCGUCAAGAAGAAUGUCCCCCUCAGCCUCAGAGGGGGAGCUCCACUUGGGAGCAGGAAAAGCCACAGCCCCCUUAUUUUAAAGAGGAAGAAGAGGAGCCAGAGCCCACCCACAUUAAAGAGGAAGAGGAGGAGCCGGAGCCACAUACCCUCUAUGUUAAAGAGGAAGAGGAAGAACUCUCAAUCACUCUUGAGGAACAGUGUCUUCUUGGGCCAACAGAGGCUGAUCUCACCAGGUUGCCACUGACUGUUGUCUUUGUGAAGACCGAAGCCCAUGAAGACAAACCACUUGAGUCCUCACUGCUUCAUCACAGCCCAAGUGAGGAGAAGAGAAACGCAGAGCCUUCAAGCAGCAGAUCACCACAACACAUGAGAACAGAAGCUGAUGGAGACCACUGUGGAGGAUCACAAGCAGACAACCUCUUAGCUCCACUAUCAGAUAGUGAUGACACAACAUCACACUCUCUUGAAGAUGAAGACCGCGACUACAACCAAGAAUGUUUGAGCAUCGAUACAGACUGUGAAGGUGAUAUGACGACUCACACUGACAACAAACACUCUGAAUGCUCUAAAAAGACUAGUAAAAAUUUGCUCAGCUGCUCAGUUUGUGAUAAAAGAUUUUCUUGUAAGAGUAAUUUGACUCAACACAUGAGAACACACACAGGAGAAAAAUCUUUUAGUUGUUCUGAAUGUGGUAAAGGUUUUACUCAAAAGGUAACUUUGGUCAACCACAUGAGGACACACACAGGAGAAAAACCUUUUACUUGCUCUGAAUGUGGUAAAAGUUUCACUCAAAAGGUAACUUUGGUAAACCACAUCAGGACGCACACAGGAGAAAAACCUUUUAGUUGCUCAGAAUGUGGUAAACGUUUCCCUGAAAAGGCAAGUAUGGUAGCACACAUGAGAACACACACUGGGGAAAAACCUUUUACUUGCUCUGAAUGUGGUAAAAGUUUCACUCAAAAGGUAACUUUGGUAAACCACAUGAGGACGCACACAGGAGAAAAACCUUUUAGUUGCUCAGAAUGUGGUAAACGUUUCCCUGGAAAGGCAAGUAUGGUAUCACACAUGAGAACACACACUGGGGAAAAACCUUUUAGUUGCUCAGAAUGUGGUGAAAGUUUCACUCACAAGGUAACUUUGGUAAAACACAUGAGAAAGCACAAAGGAGAAAAACCUUUUAGUUGCUCAGACUGUGGUAAAAGUUUCCCUGAAAAGGUAAGUAUGGUAUCACACAUGAGAACGCACACAGGAGAAAAACCUUUUACUUGCUCAAAGUGUUCUAAGAGCUUCACUCAAAAAGCGAGUUUGGUUUCACACAUGAGAACACACACUGGAGAAAAACCUUUUACUUGCUCUGAAUGUGGUAAAAGUUUCACUCAAAAGGUACAUAUGGUAUUACACAUGAGAACACACACUGGGGAAAAACCUUUUACUUGCUCUGAAUGUGGUAAAAGUUUCACUCAAAAGGUAUCUUUGGUAAGCCACAUGAGGACGCACACAGGAGAAAAACCUUUUUAGUUGCUCAGGCUGUGGUAAAAGCUUCACUGUGAAAGCACAUGUGGCGAAGCACAUGAGAACACACAGGAGAAAAACAUUUUACUUGGUCAAAUUGUAGUGACGGGCAGCACGGUGCUCUUGUGGUUAGCAUGUUGGCCAACACAGUAACAGUCUGGAGAUCGGGAAGACUUGGGUUCGAUUCUCCCUUGGGCAUUUCUGUGUGGAGUUUGCAUGUUCUCCAGGUACUUUCCUCCCACAUCCAAAAACAUGCAUGUUAGGUUAAUUGGUGACUCUAAAUUGUCCAUAGGUAUGAAUGUGAGUGUGAAUGGUUGUCUGUCUAUAUGUGCCCUGCCAUUGCCUGGCAACCAGUCCAGGGAUAGUCCAGUCCAGCUGGGAUAGGCCCCAGCAUACCCCCGUGACCCUAAUGAGGAGAAGCAGUGUAGAAAAUGGAUGGAUGGAAAUUGUAGUGACACAUUGCCUUGGAAGUCCUCUUUGAACGGACAAGUGCAGAGUCACUGAUAGUCUCCUAUAGUUCAAGGUAUUUUAUUUGACAGUAUGCUGUAAUCACACAAUGCUGUAACUGAUGAAGUCACUUACUGUUCAAUUAUUUCCAGAGUAAGUAGUAAUUUUGAUUCCCUUUGCUGACUUUUUGUUCGUAUGAGUCACUCAUUGAAGUGAAUCGGGUACUCAAGUCACCCAUCACAAAGCACAUGAUUUGAUUUUGAUUUUUGAUUUACAAAACAAUUGUAUGAAAUAAAAGGGAUUAUAUUGUUGAUAUUGGGUCAUUGUCUUAUAUUGUUGUAUUAUAUCCACUUACACAUUACACGUGUAUAUUUAUGUUGACA
Messenger RNA from Dunckerocampus dactyliophorus (ringed pipefish), 2627 nucleotides. Its product is annotated as gastrula zinc finger protein XlCGF57.1-like. Gene Ontology annotation, molecular function: RNA polymerase II cis-regulatory region sequence-specific DNA binding; DNA-binding transcription activator activity, RNA polymerase II-specific. The transcript has 3 exons. Gene Ontology annotation, cellular component: nucleus. NCBI's taxonomy places the organism in Eukaryota, Metazoa, Chordata, Actinopteri, Syngnathiformes, Syngnathidae. The record is from RefSeq and is a predicted model, not a curated record. Bases 28 to 1803 code for a protein of 591 amino acids. Gene Ontology annotation, biological process: regulation of transcription by RNA polymerase II.